Messenger RNA from Geodia barretti, 4692 nucleotides. The record is from the annotation of a GenBank genome assembly. Lineage: Eukaryota; Metazoa; Porifera; Demospongiae; Tetractinellida; Geodiidae.
AAGGUGUAAGUUGCAGGGGGAGGCGUGGCCGCCAGUGUCAAAGUAUUGCUAAAGGAGGACUGUCUGGGGGAACGUGUCGUGUGCGAGGCAAGUGUCAUGAGUGGCCAGGUGGGGGAGUUAUCCUCUGAACAACAAGACGCACUCGAGAAGUUGAAGAGUGCAGUGGCGGGCGUGGAGGAGUUGGUGGGGAAGGACGACCGCUAUUUCCUGAGAUGGCUGAGGGCGCGCAAGUUCGACUUGGCCAAGGCAGAAAACAUGCUUAGGAAGCACAUUGAGACGAGGAAGAAAUACAAACUGGACACGAUUCUCACUGACUACAAGCCGAAUGAGGUACUGGAGAAGUAUUUCCCUGGAGGUGCAAUGGGAGAGGACAGAGGUGGCCACAUGGUGUGGUACGACAACUUCAACUAUGAUUUCAAAGGGCUCCACUACUCGGUGAGGCUGGAGGAAAUCUUUCUGUGUGUGUUAUACCGUGCAGAGCUGGUCCUAAAACUGAGCAAAGAGUCCACUGCUAAGGAAGAGCUGGUCACAUUUGUCAUUGACUAUGAGAAGCUCUCACUACAGAGGCACUACUACUGGCCAGGAAUACAGAUGAUCAGAAAGAUACUUUCAAUGAACGAGGCAAACUACCCCGAUGUUGUAAAGCGAGCCUUUUUGAUAAACUUGCCGGCUCUCUUUCCAAUGGGUUUCAAUCUCAUAAAGCAAGCUCUGAGUGAAGAGACCAGAACCAAGAUACACCUGUUAGGAGGAGAUUACAAAGAGGUUCUGCAAAAGUACAUCAGUCCAGAUCAGCUACCAGCAGCUUACGGAGGCACCAGAUGUGAACCAGACCCUUACUGCACCAAAUACGUGAACCCAGGAGGGGACAUUCCGGAGAAUUACUACUUGGUGAAUGUGAUGGAAACUGACAAGAACGAGAUGGAGAGAGUGACUAUCGGGAGAGGCUCCACCCGCCUCGUUCCAUUCGAUGUGGCGAAACCCGGAACCAUUCUAAAGUGGGAGUUUAUGAGCACUGAUCACGACAUUGGGUAUGGGUGGUCACACAAGCAGGAGGAGGGAGAGAAGGAAGUAGUUCCACUGAAGAGAAAGAAGAGUCACAUCAUUCCUGAGAGUGGAGCACACAUUUGUGAGAGUCCAGGAGAAUAUGUGUUGAAGUUUGACAACUCGUUCAGCUGGGUUCGCUCAAAGGAAGUGUUCUAUUCUGUGAAAGUCAUCCCUCCAGAGACGGAAUCCAUGCUCCCUUAAAAUCAUAUAGAAAGUCACAUUUUCAUGCGUGGGUGCUUUUAAUCAGUUUUGUACGAAUGCCUAGACGGUGCGCAUCCAAUGUCCCAAUGUUUGCAAUGGAAGCCGAAAGGCAGAGAGAAUGAAGUACACGUGAAUAGAGAUAGUUUAUGUGCAGGAAAAAGAACAGAGAUGCACUAUGAUUUGUCUUCAUCAAAAACAAUAACUACAAGUUGGUAAACACCCUCUCGGUAUUUGAAAUCACUUGAAGUUCAGUUUUUGUCUGCCACAAAUUAAAUUACGUCCGUCCAUAAGUGCGCAUGCGCAAAAUCAUGCGUGGGGAAUUAAAUGUUGGUAGUAUAGUAUUGGGAAGUCAGUCCCUUGUUUCACCUUUGGAGUCGGAUUUCGUAGCAUCAUGAGUAGCCAGGUAGAAGACUUGACCCCUGAGCAAUGGGAUGCGUUGGAAAAUUUGAAGAGUGCAGUGGCGGACGUGGAGGAGUUGGCGGGGAUGGACGACCGCUACUUCUUGAGAUGGCUGAAGGCUCGCAAGUUCCACUUAGCCAAGGCAGAAGACAUGCUUAGGAAGCACAUUGAGACGAGGAAGAAAUACAAACUGGACACGAUUCUCACUGACUACAAGCCGAAUGAGGUACUGGAGAAGUAUUUCCCUGGAGGUGCAAUGGGAGAGGACAGAGAUGGCCACCCAGUGUGGUACGACAACUUCAAUUAUGAUUUCAAAGGUCUACACUAUUCAGUAAGGAAUGAAGAUAUUGUUCUCUGUACCUUGUACCGAACAGAACUGAUGCUGAAACUCGGCAGAGAUUCUCCUGCUAAGGAAGAGCUGGUCACAUUUGUCAUUGACUAUGAGAAGCUCUCACUACAGAGGCACUACUACUGGCCAGGAAUACAGAUGAUCAGAAAGAUACUUGCAGUAUGCGAGGCAAACUAUCCGGAGGCAACAAAGCAAGCAUUUUUGAUAAACUUGCCGUCCAUUUUCCCACUCUGCUUCAAUCUUUUCAAGUCGGUCCUCCGCGAAGAAACCAGAGCAAAGAUACACAUGCUGGGAGGAGAUUACAAAGAGGUUCUGCAAAAGUACAUCAGUCCAGAUCAGCUACCAGCAGCUUACGGAGGCACCAGAUGUGAACCAGACCCUUACUGCACCAAAUACAUAAACCCAGGAGGUGAUGUACCAGAGGAGUACUACCUCAUGAAUCUGAUGGAGAAGGAAAAGAACGAGAUGGAGAGCGUGACUGUCGCGAGAGGCUCCACCCACCUCGUUCCAUUCCAAGUGGAGAAACCUGGAAGCAUACUCAAGUGGGAGUUUAUGAGCACUGAUCACGACAUUGGGUAUGGGUGGUCACACAAGCAGGAGGAGGGAGAGAAAGAAGUAGUUCCACUGAAGAGAAAGAAGAGUCACAUCAUUCCUGAGAGUGGAGCACACAUUUGUGAGAGUCCAGGAGAAUAUGUGUUGAAGUUUGACAACUCGUUCAGCUGGGUUCGCUCAAAGGAAGUGUUCUAUUCUGUGAAAGUCAUCCCUCCAGAGACGGAAUCCAUGCUCCCUUAAAAUCAUAUAGAAAGUCACAUUUUCAUGCGUGGGUGCUUUUAAUCAGUUUUGUACGAAUGCCUAGACGGUGUGCAUCCAAUGUCCCAAUGUUUUGCAAUGGAAGCCGAAAGGCAGAGAGAAUGAAGUACACGUGAAUAGAGAUAGUUUAUGUGCAGGAAAAAGAACAGAGAUGCACUAUGAUUUGUCUUCAUCAAAAACAAUAACUACAAGUUAGUAAACACCCUCGGUAUUUGAAAUCACUUGAAGUUCAGUUUUUGUCUGCCACAAACAUUACGUCCGUCCAUAAAUGCGCAUGCGCAAAAUCAUGCGUGGGGAAUUAAAUGUUGGUAGUAUAGUAUUGGGAAGUCAGUCCCUUGUUUUAUUUCACCUUUGGAGUCGGAUUUCGUAGCAUCAUGAGUAGCCAGGUAGAAGACUUGACCCCUGAGCAAUGGGAUGCGUUGGAAAAUUUGAAGAGUGCAGUGGCGGACGUGGAGGAGUUGGCGGGGAUGGACGACCGCUACUUCUUGAGAUGGCUGAAGGCUCGCAAGUUCCACUUAGCCAAGGCAGAAGACAUGCUUAGGAAGCACAUUGAGACGAGGAAGAAAUACAAACUGGACACGAUUCUCACUGACUACAAGCCGAAUGAGGUCGAACAUCCACUGCAAGAGAACUUGACAGAUAUUUCAACCAUUCAUCUCCUUUAUCUCCAGGUACUGGAGAAGUAUUUCCCUGGAGGUGCAAUGGGAGAGGACAGAGAUGGCCACCCAGUGUGGUACGACAACUUCAAUUAUGAUUUUAAAGGUCUACACUAUUCAGUAAGGAAUGAAGAUAUUGUUCUCUGUACCUUGUACCGAACAGAACUGAUGCUGAAACUCGGCAGAGAUUCUCCUGCUAAGUUGAGAGAGAAACUGAAGGACCUGGAGGAACUAACCGACAAGGAUGACUACUACUUCCUCCGCUUUCUCAGGAUACGCAAUUUCAAUGUCAACCUAGCGCAAUCCAUGAUCAAAGCGAGCCUGGGAGUGCGAAGAAGAUUGCAAGUUGACACUCUACUAGAGGAGUACGACCCUCCACCAGUCUUGAAGGAGUGCUUCCCUGGAGGUUUCUUUGGAGAAGACAGAGAAGGCCACCCAGUAUGGUACGACAACUUUGGAAAUCUCGACGCCAAAGGUUUGUAUCAUUCGGUGAAAAGAGAUGAAUUUAUGAAGUACAAGUUCCACCAGGGAGAGCAACUGGUCAAGCUCUGUGAAGAAUCAUCAGCCAGAAGAGGGAAGCACAUAGAGACAUUUGUGAUGGUCAUAGACCUGAAGAACCUCUCACUAACUCGGCAGUUCUACUGGCCUGGCAUCAGGUACAUUAUAGAGGUUAUCACGAUGCUGGAGCCCAACUAUCCUGAUACAACGGGGGAGAUUCUACUUAUAAAUAUUCCUUCGAGAGGGAUGUACAACCAAUUCUUUAGACUUGUGGAGAAGUUCAUGGAUGACAAGACGAGGAAUAAGAUAACCUUAUUGUGCGAUUUGGAUGAGUUAAAGAAGUACAUCAGUCCGGACCAAUUACCAGCAGCUUACGGAGGCACCAGAUACGAGCCAGAUCCUUACUGCACCAAAUACAUCAACACGGGCCGUCUUGUUCCGGAAGAGUACUACUUUCGUCGGGAGUUAGAGAGGGGAGAGGAGGAGGCAGAGAGGGUACAUCUUGGGGUGUGGAGGAACAAAUCUCACACUGUGUCCUACCAAGUGGAGAAACCAGCCACCAUACUCAAGUGGGAGAUUCAGUCACUUGAAUAUGACAUUGCCUUUGGCUUGACCCUGGAAGAUGGGCUGAACCCUCCACUGGAGAUCGUCCCACUGAGCCGAGUGAACAGUCAUCUCUACCUAGUAACUGGGAGCCACACAUGCGAAAAGACUGGAAAAUGUGAGCAGAAAUAA